Molecule: messenger RNA, 1311 nt
Organism: Mytilus trossulus (common blue mussel)
Lineage: Eukaryota; Metazoa; Mollusca; Bivalvia; Mytilida; Mytilidae
Product: ankyrin repeat domain-containing protein 33B-like
Exons: 5
Coding region: 149-1030 (293 amino acids)
Molecular function (GO): protein binding
Source: RefSeq, a predicted model, not a curated record
ACGAUUAAGUAUCUCAGUAUGACAGCAUGUCAACACUGCUUCAGACUUGUGUUUGGAUUUACACUCUCUGUCAUUUAAGUGUUUGGAUUUGAUUGUUUGUUUAGUUUCAGAACUCUGACGGUUAACAAUUAAACAUAAAAAAACAACAAUGAAUUCAGACGAUGACGAUGAUGAUCUUGUGCUACAAUGUCUAUACGAUGAAUUUACACUACUGGAAGUGGUAAUGGAAGGCGAUUUCGAAAGUGUACAGAGCAUACUUGAUGAUAAUCCUACGGUUGAUGAGUUAAAUGAAAGGGACAGGACAGGAAAGACCGCACUAGCACAUGCAUGUUUUAGUGGCUAUCUCCCGAUUGUUGAAGUUUUAUCAGAGGUGCCGGGGGUUGAUGUAAACUUAGCAGACAAAGAAGGCAACACACCGCUUAUAUUUGCAUCUCAAGCAGGAUAUAAAGAAAUUCUAAAAGUAUUAUUGAAUGAUUUCCGAAAAAUUAAAGUCGAUCAAAAAAGUAAAGCUGGAUUUACUGCUUUGAUGAAGUCUGCUAUACAAGGACGUACAGCAUGUGCAAAACUGAUAUUAUUCGCAGGUGCUAACCCACGUCUCCGUGAUAACGGCAGGAAAUUAACAGCAGAGGAAUGGGCAAGGUUUACAAAUCGACAUGAAUGUGCUGAUGAAAUAGCUAAAUUUACCAAACUGAAACGUUGUCUCUUUGGUGGAAGUAAAAAAAAUCACAAAAGGUCAAAUAGUGAACCGGACUUAAUAAUAGCAGCAGAAAAAUGCAAAGAAUGCAAACCUAUACAAAGACAGAAAUCUAAAUCGUUCCGAAAGAAAGUAAAAAAAUUCAUUCCAUGGAGUAAUGACUCAUCUCCAUCACUGAAAGAUCAGAAUCCAUUUGAAAUUAUUGCAAGGUGCGUGUCAACACCCGUACUUCCUGGUGGCCUUGUCCCGACAGCGGCGCAACCUAGACUGAAACGACCCGUCAGUGUUGAUCAUAUCCCGAGAGUUGAAAUUACCUCACCUAUUGAAAAGGGUUAAUGCAAUUUAUGCUACAUACUUUUUUUACAUCGGAGUAUCGCCUAAUGAAUGAAAAAAAGAAACAGUUGGAACUGGUGGAUUUAUGAUUUUUGCAGGGGGAUGGAAAUUUCCGAAAAAAAUUGAAUAUUUAUUUUAAAUUUUUUUGUGGACGAGUAUAUUCCCAAAAUUAUUAUACAUCAUAAGAAAUACUCCCGCUACGCACUAUCCAUUGAUCUGCCACUGACUUUGGUCAAAUAUUAUUACAUUGUAUAUGAUGACAUAUCACAAGCUAUUUGUCAGAU